Molecule: messenger RNA, 2181 nt
Organism: Daucus carota subsp. sativus
Lineage: Eukaryota; Viridiplantae; Streptophyta; Magnoliopsida; Apiales; Apiaceae
Product: serine/threonine protein phosphatase 2A 59 kDa regulatory subunit B' gamma isoform
Exons: 2
Coding region: 290-1903 (537 amino acids)
Biological process (GO): signal transduction
Cellular component (GO): protein phosphatase type 2A complex
Molecular function (GO): protein phosphatase regulator activity
Source: RefSeq, a predicted model, not a curated record
AACCCCAAACUUGUACGAUUAUACGGAUGAGCAUCACCCAUCCCAAUCUUUUUACAUGUCUUCGGAUAUACAUACAAAAUAUACAUUCAAGUUGAGCAUCUUGAAAGCCAAAAUCUUGAAAUAUUUCUAGUUCCAAACUGGUAAUAUGAAGCUUCAAGGUAUGAUUUUUAGAUUUGGGUUUUCUUUGAUAAAGUUUGUAUAUUUAUGAUACAUUUCACGGUGAUUAAUUUUAAUUGUGUCACCCUUUUGGUGGAAUUAUAAUUAGAGCUUCAGUUAGUGUUUAGGGGAUAUGAUUAAGCAGUUAAUUAGUAAGCUUCCUAAGAAGACAUCGAAUAAGUCUUCGAACAAUGACCCUGAAACUGCAUUUUCAUCUAUGAAUACAAUCAACUCAGCUGGUGCUGAUAAUAGUUCUAAGGGUGGUUCGUUAUCUGGGAAAGGUUCGAUUAUUAGUAAUGGUAAUCAUGGUCCACAAUCGUCGAGUGUUACUCUUAAGUCGAAUCAAGGGAUGCAGUCGGGUUCUGUGGCUGCCCGAGCUGGCCAGGGGAUUAGUUAUGCUGCUUAUGAGGCUUUGCCUGGCUUUCGGGAGGUUCCUAGCUCUGAAAAGCACAGCCUUUUUAUCAAGAAGUUGAAUAUGUGUUCUGUGUUGUUUGAUUUUAAUGAUGCUUCGAAGAAUCUCAAAGAGAAGGAUAUAAAGCGACAGACUUUGCUUGAACUUGUCGACUACAUAUCGUCUGUAACUUCCAAGUUUAAUGAGGUCACAAUGCAGGAGAUCACGAAAAUGAUAGCUGCAAAUCUUUUUCGAGCCUUGCCAUCCAAUCAUGAUGACAGACUACCAGAUGUGUAUGACCCAGAGGAUGAUGAACCGACUAUGGAGCCGUCAUGGCCUCAUCUACAGGUUGUGUAUGAGUUUCUCUUGAGAUUUGUGGCUUCUUCUGGGACAGAUGCAAAGCUCGGAAAAAGAUACAUUGAUCAUUCCUUUGUGUUGCGAUUACUUGAUCUCUUUGAUACGGAUGAUCAACGAGAGAGGGAGUAUUUGAAGACAAUUCUCCAUCGUAUAUAUGGGAAGUUUAUGGUGCACCGCCCAUUCAUUAGAAAAGCCAUCAACAAUAUCUUUUACACUUUUAUAUUUGAGACUGGUCGGCACAAUGGGAUUGCUGAGUUGCUUGAAAUUUUGGGUAGUAUAAUUAAUGGGUUUGCUUUACCUCUAAAAGAGGAACACAAACUUUUUCUUGUCCGUGUACUCAUCCCCCUUCACAAACCUGGAAGUUUGUCAAUGUAUCACCAACAACUAUCGUAUUGUAUAACCCAAUUUGUGGAGAAGGACGCUAAGCUGGCUGACACAGUAAUUCGAGGUCUGUUGAAUUGUUGGCCAAUAACAAAUAGCUCAAAAGAAGUCAUGUUUCUUGGUGAGUUGGAGGAAGUUUUGGAAGCCACCCAGACUGCAGAAUUCCAAAAGUGCAUGGUCCUUCUGUUCCGUCAGAUAGGUCGCUGUCUCAACAGCUCACACUUCCAGGUAGCUGAACGUGCAUUGUUUUUAUGGAAUAACGAUCAUAUAAGGAGUAUGAUAACACAGAAUCGCAAGGUCAUACUGCCCAUUAUCUUCCCAGCCUUGGAGAAUAACACUAGGAUUCACUGGAACCAAGCGGUUCAUAGUUUGACGCUGAAUGUGAGAAAAAUAUUUAUAGACGCAGAUCAAGCACUUUUCGAAGAGUGCCUAGCUAAGUUUCAAGAAGAUGAAACGAAAGAAGAAGAAAGACUUGAGAUGCGGGAAUUAAUCUGGAAACGCUUAGAAGAUAUAGCAGCGUCCAAGGCUGCAAGCAAUGGGGCGGUGCUUGUCUCAAACUUUUCUUCUUCUCUUGCCAUAGCUACUAGCGCAAAUUCACCUAAGAUCACCAGUAGUUAAAGAUGCACUCUCAUGAAAAUUUGAGGAACAAACAUCAUUAGUUUAUUAGUGUAACCAAAAUAGGGGGUCUGCAAGGGAGGGAGAAUAGGAGAUGCUAAGGUCCACAGACUCCACACGUUAGUUGGCAAGCUUAAAUUAUGAGGCUACCCCUGCAAUUUGCUUUUUGCUUGGGUUCUUGGCUUUUUCCUUUUUGUCGUAUCAGCCAUGAAUCUUUGUAUGAAAAGAAAACUGGUUCAACCAGGAAAGCGGAAAUCAAAUUUUUUUAUGUUUCAGCGUCA